This is a messenger RNA of Trichomonas vaginalis G3, 667 nucleotides long. Its product is annotated as organellar and viral DNA polymerase type B. NCBI's taxonomy places the organism in Eukaryota, Parabasalia, Trichomonadida, Trichomonadidae. The transcript has a single exon. The record is from RefSeq and is a predicted model, not a curated record. The annotation marks the transcript as partial.
AUGACUAUUGCUGCAUAUGCGUAUGAAACAAAUGAAGCAAGAAGAGCACAUGAACUAGUAAACGAAAACUCAACUUUAACCAUUGAAGGCAAUGAUUUAGUCAUUGACGAUGGAAAAACUAAAAAAGUCAUUGAUUUCGAUACUUUUAACACUUAUGACCCAUUCAUUACAACAAGCAAGGUUCCUAUCAUAAAUGAUGGAACGGUGCAAUAUAUAAAUUCUACAGUAGAUGCCUCAUUAGUGAAAGUACUGAAUGUUCUCAUUGAAUUGUUAAAGAGCUUUCGAUUUGACGACAACAUUAAAUGCCUAAAGAAUUUAGUCAUGAAUGAGAAACAAAUUCUCGGCGUUGCUGGUAGCAGUAAUGAUGUACACCUUAUGACAUUAGAAUAUUAUAACGAACAUAAAGAUGAACUGAAAGGAGAGAAGGGUGACACCGGACCUCAAGGACCACAAGGAAUACAAGGAAUACAAGGAAUACAAGGACCUCAAGGCGAAAACGGUUUGGAUGGAAAGGAUGGAAAGGAUGGAAAAACUGCUAAAUCAUGGAUAUGGGACCUUAUAAAUACUGGUUUAACAGCUGCUUCAUAUGGAGUUCUUCAAUACCAAAUCGGAAAGAUAUGGGCAGUACUUGGUGAAGAAGUUUUAAAUGACGUUAAAAAUGCUUUGA